Molecule: messenger RNA, 2265 nt
Organism: Aspergillus melleus
Lineage: Eukaryota; Fungi; Ascomycota; Eurotiomycetes; Eurotiales; Aspergillaceae
Product: putative C6 transcription factor
Exons: 7
Coding region: 1-2265 (754 amino acids)
Biological process (GO): DNA-templated transcription; regulation of DNA-templated transcription
Cellular component (GO): nucleus
Molecular function (GO): DNA binding; DNA-binding transcription factor activity, RNA polymerase II-specific; zinc ion binding
Source: RefSeq, a predicted model, not a curated record
AUGUCUGACAUUCGUGCUCGGGAUUCAGCUGUCACUAGCAAGGAGAAAAAGAGGACCCGGGUCCAGCUGUCGUGCACGGCAUGCCGAAGCCGAAAGUUGAAAUGCUGUCGUACACACCCUUGCACUAAUUGCAAGAAACGGGGCGAGCCGCAUGCUUGCACUUUUAUCGGACGCGGUCCUCGAGGAAGGGCGUCGAACGGUCAUACGAGUCCAACCCAAGUUCAGGACCGCCUGCAGCAUCUGGAAAACCUCAUCCUGUCUCUGACGCAGAAGAAGAAGCUGGAUGAGACUCAUGGCUCCGAUGAGUCCGAGCUCCCGGUAGGCCAAGAGGACAUCAGCCCCCAGGACGAUAGCCAGGUCAUGCUGGAGACGCCCGUGUCGCAUGAGAGUUUCGAAACGAAGAACUCGCCUAUCGACGCGUCUAGCAAGCUGCUUGUCAAAGAUACGGGCACGAGCUAUAUCGACGGGGCGCACUGGAGUGCUAUACUCGAGGAAAUCAACGGGGUCAAAGAAUAUCUCCAAGGAAGUGAAGAUGAAUCUGACGAAGAAGUCGAAGAAGAAGACUCCUUUGAUAUGGCCUCUCCGACUCUACUGUUUGGACUGAACAAGCCCGCAAGCAAGGAAGAGCUACUGGCAGAUAUUCCUGCACGACCAGUAGCGGACCGGCUGAUCUCUCAGUUCUUCACUAGCAAGGAGCCUUUUAUAGUCGUUUUCCAUAUCAUCACUUUUCAAAGAGAGUACAACGCAUUCUGGGAAAAGCCAGAAAGCGUUUCACUGCCGUGGCUCGGUUUGCUUUACGGCAUCUUAACCUUGUCAGUUUCCAUCCAUCAGCGUCUUCAAGAGCCGCUACCCAGCCCUCUCAGAGACCCGGUGGAAACACUUGCUACAUUUCGCAAACGGACUGCGCAGUGCCUAGCCCAGUCGAACUAUACCAAGCCUGGGCGUUACAAGGUCGAAGCACUGUUUACAUGUACGAUGGUAGAAUUUUACCGCACCUACGACGCUCAGGUGGGCGUCUCAUUCAUGCUCGGCAUCACGAUCAGAUUGGCCAUGCGCAUGGGAUAUCAUCGAGACCCACAACACUUUCCCAGCAUUUCCCCUUUCGAGGGUGAGCUGAGACGGCGGGUGUGGUCGAUUCUGUGUCAACUGGACAGUCUAAUAUCGUUCCAGGUGGGCGUGCCUCGAACAAUUCAAGACUGGCAGCACGACGUUGAACCGCCGCGAAACCUCUCAGACGAAGACAUCUACGAGGAUAUGGAGCAGCUGCCGCCGUCCAAACCCGAUAACGAGGUGACGGCCACAUCGUACACUCGAGUGAAAUCGAGGAUCAUGUCGGUGUUUGGCAAGAUCUCCGACCUGGCGUACUCACGAGAGCCGGUCACCUACGAGCAGACACUCGAGAUUGACCGGCGUCUCGAAGAAGCACACAACAUGAUCACGCCGGCUUUCAAAUUGCGCCCUCUCGACCAGUCGAUCGCCGACCCGGCGGAGUUGAUCCUCCGACGGUAUACCUUGGAGCUGCUCUAUCAGAAGGCGCGAUGCGUGUUGCAUCGGAGGUAUUUAGGCGAAGUUCACACCGAUUUUCGGUAUGCGUACUCCCGCUGGGCCUGUAUGAGUGCGUCGAAGGAGAUCCUCCGACACCAAGCAGACCUGUACCACGAAACUCAGCCCGGGGGAAUCUUGUAUCGCGAUCGGCAGUUCCCCAACUCUUUGCAAUAUGCGGACUACUUACUCGCAGCUAUGAUCAUCUGCUUGGAACUCUCCUCCAACAAAAUCACGGGGCCGCAAUUGAGCCAUGCAAACAACGAUGUCACAGUGGUCAUCAAAGGUCAAGAAGAUCUCCUUGCAUCGCUUGAGAUGUCUCAUAGCAUAUUUGAAAAGUCCCGAGAACAGUCAGCGGAUGCACAAAAGGCGCACGCUGCUCUGACAGUGAUGUUGCGUAGGGUAAAGAAGGAGAACCAGCUCCAUGGCAUAGCAAGCGAGCCAACUUCCGGAGCAGCAUCCACCCAACCUCCGCUAUAUGGAAGCUGGCAAAUUAUACGGAAUCCACCUUAUGCUCUUGGUCUGGACGCCGACGCGAUGGCCGAGGCAACAAGCAUUAUGCAACCACCUUUGGCGUCCUUGGAUGUUAUUGAAGACAUGCUUGACGCACCGACAAACAUCAAUUGGGGUCUUUGGGACCAGCAGAUACAAGGUCUAGAGGACCAAGGAACGAGCUUUUGGAACGAUCCGAGGGAGAUAGAUAAAAUGCUUGAAAAUGCGUAG